Molecule: messenger RNA, 411 nt
Organism: Ceratina calcarata
Lineage: Eukaryota; Metazoa; Arthropoda; Insecta; Hymenoptera; Apidae
Exons: 3
Coding region: 44-319 (91 amino acids)
Source: RefSeq, a predicted model, not a curated record
AAAGAGAUGUGUUAAGGAAGUAAACGAACACUGAGUGAUCAAAAUGAAAACCAUAAUCACACUCCUAUGUGCAGCUUUGCUGAUAACGUGCGUGUUUGCGGAUUCAGAAGAAUAUUGCGAGUUGAACCACAAGAAUGUUACCGCAGGCGUUUAUAGUGUGAAUUGCGUACGAUACAAGUGUGACCCUCCAAAUCUAUCAGCGCUGGCAUGCCCAGUUUAUAUAUGCGAGGAAGGGCAACAAAUAGGAGAAAAACAGAACGAUUUAACUAAACCCUACCCAGAAUGUUGUGGAGGCCCUAUUUGUAAAAAAGAUGAGUAACAAUAAUAACGACAGAUAUGUACAAUGUAGUACUUACUUGAUGUUAUAUGAUUAAAAAUAAACUAAGAAAAAAGUGUUGGUCGAAUAGUAAA